UCCAAACGGCCCCAAUGUGAUUCUCCUGCUUUACUGCCUAUAUAGAGAGAGAGAGACACACACACAGGUCUCUUCCUUAAUAGCUUAAUUCCUGUAUAUAUAGACAACAUCGUACAAACAACAGAAGACAUGUCUGGGAUUAUACAAAUAUCCCCACUUACAAAACACCCAUUAGACUCUUCAAGAUUGCUCCUUUUUCAAUCUCAGCUCAAUUUCCCAUCAAGUUCAUCAAUCUUGCAACUGGGUUUUGAAUAUUCAAACAGAUUUUGUGUAAUUAAAGGUGGGAAUUUGAGGGCGUUGACUAAUAAUUAUACACAAGGGUCUGUGCAAAAUGGGUUGGAAUCAUCUCCAGUGAAGCUAGAGCUGAUUUCUAGUGAAACCCAGUUUGAUCGUGUGAUUGCUGAUGCACAACAGUUAGAUGAAUCUGUGAUUGUUUUAUGGAUGGCAAGCUGGUGCAGAAAAUGCAUCUAUUUGAAACCGAAAUUGGAAAAAUUGGCUGCUGAGUACUUCCCAAGAGUAAGAUUCUACUGCGUUGAUGUCAACAAUGUCCCACACAAACUUGUGGUUCGUGCAGGGGUCACCAAAAUGCCAACCGUGCAGCUUUGGAAGGAUAGCCAAAAACAGGGUGAGGUUAUCGGAGGACACAAAGCUUACUUGGUCGUUAACGAGGUUCGUGAUAUGAUUGAAUGUGAGUAUACAUUGUAAAUUUGUUUUGCGAAGACAAUGGGUCAAUUUAGUCUUCAUAAAUGACCCAAUAAUUUUUUUUGACAUUUCUCUUUGCAAAAGUUAAUUUCAGCAAAAACGAAACCAUUGUAUGUACAUAUAAAGAUUUUUUAUAGAAUAAGUUGGGACGUGUAAGACUGUCAUUUAGAUA
This is a messenger RNA of Daucus carota subsp. sativus, 874 nucleotides long. Its product is annotated as thioredoxin-like 3-2, chloroplastic. Gene Ontology annotation, cellular component: chloroplast stroma. The record is from RefSeq and is a predicted model, not a curated record. Bases 130 to 705 code for a protein of 191 amino acids. NCBI's taxonomy places the organism in Eukaryota, Viridiplantae, Streptophyta, Magnoliopsida, Apiales, Apiaceae. The transcript is spliced from 5 exons.